GUCGCCUGUUAGAGAAGAGUAUGAAUAAGGGUAUUCAUAUUUUUUCGAGAAACAGUCAACACUGGAAAUUAUUGAUUUUCUCUCGCAGCAGCUGGUGUGCAAAACAUUCUCGCCAAAAUGUUAAAAACAACGCAUUACCUUUUUUUUUUUUUUUUUUUUUAAUUUUUUUCCACUGUAGUAUAUUUUUGGCAUUUUACAAACGUGUUUCAACGACCAACACCUACAAUAUGAACACGUGACUCGGGAAUUAUUUGGUUUUACAAUAUUGGCCAAAGUGUGCAGUUUUUUUUCUAUAUUAGAAAUUACAAGCAAUCUCGACAUUGACAAUCUCUUUUACCUACUUAUAAGUUUUUUUUAAAAAAAUAUUAUCAAUCUAAGAAAAGAAAAACAAUAACAAUGGACACUUUUAACCGACCAGAUUCACCUCAGGAUUCGUUACUUCGCAUUAUAGAUUACACAGAGGUAAUAAGAACAUUUAAAAUAAUGUUUCCGACAUUAGACGAUGACGUGAUUGAAGCCGUUUUGAGCUGUAACAAGGGGGACGUUGAUCUAACAGUGGACCAGUUGUUAACGAUGAGUAGUGAAUGCCAGACCGAUUUGGUAACAAGAGGUUUGGUGUCAUGCAAUGAUGAUAGCGGUUUGCCAGAUGCCAAGUCAUCUCAACAUGAGUUAUUAGAUCCAAUGUAAAUAUUUGAUUGCAAUAUUAAAUUAAUUUGUUAAUUGAUGGUCUAUUUAAGGUUACCGGAUGUCCUUCACAAUCUUUGCAUAAACGACAGACAGAUUGGUUUCAAACGUUGGAAUCCACCAAUGCUCGGUCCUUUGCCCAAUGAUUUCCUGAGGUUAACUGCAUCGAACCAUUAUUCACAUGUAAACAUUUAUAUGUAUAUAAUAUAUACAUUAUACAUAUUUAUUUUGUUUAGUAUACCUUUUGAAAUUGUAUUACCUAUAACAGGUUUCAGAGAGUGAACUCAAUGACGAACAAAUUGCAAUUUUAUUACAAAACGAAGAAUUUCUCAUACAGUUACGCAAAAAUGAACAUUUUCUUUCGACUUUAGAAAAAGGUGUGUUGAUAUAUUAUAAUUUUUGUUUUGGAAAAAUAGAUUCAUAUAUACUCUUACCUAUAUUAUACUAAGCAUGUAUAAGUGCACUAUUUGUGAAUACAACAUAAUGAUUUAGGGUAUUUUAUACUAUGUUGUUUUAAUAGAUAGCCCUCUGGAAGAACAAAGGUUCUUUGUUGCAAAUAACACAUCAGGCGAUGACGAUGCGGCAUUUAAAGAAAGGCUGAAAAAUAUGGGAAAGGGUAUGAAAACCAUAAUUAAUAUUAAAAAGAUUUAUUGUAUUGUGUACAAAUUAGGAGCAUUGUAGAUAGUAGACCAUCAGAAAUAAAUUAAAUGUAACUAAAAUAAAUAAUAUCAAUUUAAUUAAUGUUUGUUGAAUUCAAUCAUAUAGCUUCUAGGAAAAAAUUUAUCCAAAUCGCACGGGUAUUCACGGGUAAAAAGAAGAAGAGCACAGCACGCAAUAUUCUGAAACAAGGUGAAACUCAUGCAAAAGACAAUUUGUUCCUUCACGAAGAAGAACGUUGAACUAAAAUAAUAUUACUACUAUUACUACUAUUGAUGUUUAGCGAAUAAUAGCCCUUUCUUUUUAUAUUCAACCAUGUUGUGUUAUUUUUGUUUUGAAUUGUUUAAUAGAAAUUGUUCAAUAAUAAUAAUGUAGAUUAGACAUAAAUAAAUAAUUACCAAUUUAUUAAAACAAAUUUAAUUAAAAUAGCAGUUGUUCUAAAUAAUUUUCAAAAUCAUCUUCUCUAGGUUUUUCAUCUUCUAUCUGUAAUUGUUCACUCCAUACAUUAUCUUCAAUUGUUAGUUUUGAAGUAACUGGAGCAUCUGCAUUACUAGUUGAAGGCUGGUGAUCAGGUGUUUUUUCAUCUUUUGAACGCUUUGAUCUGUGUUUAUUGGAUUUGGAAAAUGUCCGUUUAACUUCUUUCUUUUUAUGUUUGUAAUUUAAUUUUUUGGAGCACUGUGCACAUAGCCCUUAAAAAAAGGUUCAAUAUAAUUUUAAAACUAAGAGUGUGUUAUAGUUUAGUGGUGCACAAUCUUUUUUGAUGCACGACCCCCAAAAUUAUCUAGUUUGAUGAUAUGACCUCCCCUUCCUACCAAUAUUAUGUAAGUAAUAUUUACUUACUUAAUGGUCUUAAUGUAAACAAAAAUUGUAUUCAUAUAAAUUAAAUUGUUAAUUUUAACUAAUUUUAAUAUUUUUUUAAUUUAAUUAAUCUAAAACAUUUUAAUAUUUUUAAAAUUAUAAAAUUACUAGGUACUACAUGAUUUAAUGAUUUUAAUGAGAGACCUGAGCUUGCAUUGCAGACAUUGUUGAUUCUAUGUUUGGUUAGGUUACUACUCUUUGAUAAAUAUAUACAAAUUAUCUAAAAUAAUAUACAUAGUAUAUAACUUUUUCAUUUGGUGUUAAAUUAUUGGCGACCCGCUAAUAAAAUUUUACGACCCCCAGGUUGCGCACCACUGGUAUAGAUAUAUGUGCAAAGUGGGUAUACUUAAUUUGACUAGUGUAUUUUUCUUCUCUCCAUGUUCCAUGUAACUAAAAUUGACUUCCCACGUUCGUAAAUGUUUUAUUUCAUCGCAAAUUCUAUUGCCGCAAAUAAACUGUCCUUUACCACUGACCAUUUCAUUUUCUGUUUGCCAACGCAUCGCUACCUAAAUAAGGUUAAUAAGGUAUAUUUGAUUAUUUAUAAAUUGAAUUAUCAAAAAUUAUAAUGAAUUAGUAUUAAUAGUAGUACCUUGGACAUUUUAUACAAACUUAAGUCACAAAUACAAUAUUCUUUAAACAACUUGUCAUAGUACUUCUUUGCCAAUUUCUGUUCCCAAGUAACAACUUCAUCGUCCUCGUCCCAAACAAAUUUAUGGUUUUCUUGUAUGACAUCAAUGUCACGUUUUUCACGU
Messenger RNA from Cinara cedri, 2951 nucleotides. The record is from the annotation of a GenBank genome assembly. Lineage: Eukaryota; Metazoa; Arthropoda; Insecta; Hemiptera; Aphididae.